AUGUCCACUGCCCAGUAUACUGCCCUGUCCACUUCGGAGCAUCCUCAGUCUACCUAUGAGCCUACACGCGAGUCGACUGCUUGGUUUGGAAUGCGCGCGAAGAGAGGACGCAUGCCCCCCGCUCCCCAGGACGCAGUCUUUUCGAAUAUAGUCCCGGAGAGGACGAGUGAAGGAGAGGAGUUGGCACGGGCAUUGGCAGAGAUGGGAUUCAUUUCCCCCGAGCAGGUUCAAGCCCCUGCUGAGCCCGAGUCACCACCAUACUACCAACCAGCACCCAGCUACGAGACGGUGGAAGACCCCGUAACGCUAGCGUCGUACCUUUUCAAGUACGGAUUUGUUUUCCCGCUUUUCUGGCUGGUUGGAGCGUUUAUCAUUAUCUCUGAUCUUCAUCACGAGUCGACGUCUGGGUCCUCGCUCGAGUCUGCACCUGCGUCGCCUACUGCGCCCAAGAAUGCUUACGAGCUCCAGCUGAAGCGAGAAGAGAUGGCGCUUCUCCGUUUGGCGGAGCUUAAAUGGGCAUGGCGUUGCGCUUAUGCGUUUGGUAUCUGGUUCGCCCUCUUGAUUACCUUCCUCGCCGUUGUCAUCGGGACCGGCUGCGUCAGACUCUUCUAA
Rhizoctonia solani is the source of this 612-nucleotide messenger RNA. RefSeq lists its product as uncharacterized. The record is from RefSeq and is a predicted model, not a curated record. Lineage: Eukaryota; Fungi; Basidiomycota; Agaricomycetes; Cantharellales; Ceratobasidiaceae. Bases 1 to 612 code for a protein of 203 amino acids. The transcript has 3 exons.